Salvia hispanica is the source of this 2133-nucleotide messenger RNA. RefSeq names its product origin of replication complex subunit 5-like. Gene Ontology annotation, cellular component: nucleus; nuclear origin of replication recognition complex. NCBI's taxonomy places the organism in Eukaryota, Viridiplantae, Streptophyta, Magnoliopsida, Lamiales, Lamiaceae. The record is from RefSeq and is a predicted model, not a curated record. Gene Ontology annotation, biological process: DNA replication initiation; DNA replication. Gene Ontology annotation, molecular function: DNA replication origin binding.
CCUCCAAACUCUUCUCAUUAGCCGCCGAUUCCGCCUUCACGACUCACUCUGGCUCUGCCUUUUUCUUCCCGCCCAAUUUCCCGCUCUCGCCGGCGCAAAGAAUCGCCGACUUCUUCGUUUGAGUCUGCCUCCGGCAACGUAUCAAUUAGUACCAAUUAUUGGCUAAAAAAAGAGAUGUCCAAAGAGGAAAGUCCACUAGUUGGUAGAAGAACCACAAGAUCAUCUCUGAAUUCGACACCAAACUCAAAAGCUCAUCAGGAGGUUCCAAAGGCUACUAAUCUUUCACGGCCAUUGACUAUCAAAGACCUUGUGUUCAGUGGUGAACCAAUAAGCCUUGAUGAGUUGAUCAGUUCUUUUCCAGGAAGGAGAAGUCAAAUUCUUGAUUUGGUUCAGUUUUUGGGCCCUUUAAAUUCACCCAUGAUUCCGUUAUUUGUCUAUGGAGGCGCUUCAACGGGGAAAACAAGCACUGUACUUUAUAUGUUCAGGCACUUGAAGCGUCCGUUCAUUUAUUGUAGUUGUGUCUCUUGUUAUAGUCCUAGGAUACUGUUUGAGUCCAUAUUGAAUCAGCUUUUGCUUCAUAGGAAGAAUGAGAGUGGUGGUUAUUUGAGUGCCAAACGGUGUGAAAGGCCAUCUGAUUUUGUCAAUCUACUACGUGAAGCUUUGACUGCUCUCAUAGAGAGCCUCAAAGGGAAUACCGGAAAAUCUAGCUCUAAAAAGUCAUCUUCACAGGUCAAUGGGAGGAUGAUUUACUUGGUAUUUGAUCAUCUAGAGCUUAUAAGGGAAUGGGAUAAGAGGGAGAGUAUAAUACCCCUUUUGUUUAAUUUGUACAACCUUCUUAAAAUCCCUGAGGUUGGUAUGAUUUUUAUCAGUAGAGCUUCUCUGGAUACAUUUCAGUCAGACACAGGUUAUCUUGAACCUUUCCCCAUCUAUUUUCCUGAGUACACGGAAGAUGAAUUACGCCAGAUAUUCAUGAGUAAUCAAGCAAAUCCUAAGCUGUAUUCGUCUUUUCUGGAUUUGGUGUUGAGGCCAUUCUAUAGGAUUACAAGACAGAUCGAUGAAUUAUCUACUGCAUUUUCUCCGUUAUAUAAGUAUUGUGAGCCGCUUGGUGAUUCGGUAACAGCCCCCGUUGGAGACAUGACGAGGAAAUUAUUUAUUCAUCUUCAACCAUUUAUCUCACCAUCCCUGAAUGAGACGUUUACCCUUUCUUCUCAAGCUCUGCUUAAAGACAGGAACAUGAGGAAGUCUGUUUUUAAGAAGCCUGGAGAAACUUUAGAUGAGGUUGAGUUCCAUAUGUCUACUUCUGCCAAAUAUCUGCUCAUCUCUGCUUUUCUUGCUUCACGGAAUCCAGCAACCCUUGAUGCCUCACUCUUCGAUUCAACUGGAGGAACUGACAAUCGAAAAAGAAAGCGAAAGGUCUCUGAAAAAUCAAUUGACCAGAAGGAAGCGAAAGAACAAGAAAUACUCAUGAAAGGACCAGGAACUUUCCCACUAGAGAGAUUGUUGGCCAUAUAUCAAUGCAUCACAUCAGUUGGGGAAUAUUCACUUGAUGAUGAAGAGCUACAAAAUGGUGAAUCGGGAGCUGAUGGCUCUGAUAGUGGAUCAACGUCCGACAUUCUCUUGCAAUUAUCCAGUCUAUGUAGUGCCAAUUUUAUUACGAAAGGUGGAAGCUGCCCACUGGAAGGCUCAACACGGUAUCGAUCCAUAGUGUCUGAAGAUAUAGUGUUGAGGGUGGCAAGGAGUCUGAAGUUCCCGUUGUCAAAAUACUUGUACAGAAGAUAGCAGAUUUGAAAAUUCGACUUGAUGCCCGAAGCAAACAUGGCAAGUCGCAAGGAUCUAUUGGCUUCAUACAAAUGUAUAUGUGUAUGUGUAUCGAUUAAGAGGCUGCUUUCAUUGUUUAAGUCCCUGAAUCGGCCAGAGUGCUUAGAGAAUAGCACAGCAAUUCAACAUACUGAUGUGCUGAUGCCUGAAAAAGCACUUGCUCUGGUGAACCCUGUUAUGUUCCUGGUUGUAUCUUAGUUUAUGUUUAAAUUUAAGAUAUUCCCAUGACUGCGAUUAUUGUUGUUGUAGUGAUGAAAAUAACAUUUUGCUCUUCCCUUGAGCUCUAUGACCAAAGCACUUUCUAUUUUCUAACAA